This is a messenger RNA of Hippocampus comes (tiger tail seahorse), 2475 nucleotides long. RefSeq names its product gamma-aminobutyric acid receptor subunit rho-3-like. Gene Ontology annotation, molecular function: extracellular ligand-gated monoatomic ion channel activity; transmembrane signaling receptor activity. The record is from RefSeq and is a predicted model, not a curated record. The coding region runs from base 853 to 2271 and encodes 472 amino acids. The transcript is spliced from 11 exons. Gene Ontology annotation, biological process: monoatomic ion transmembrane transport. Lineage: Eukaryota; Metazoa; Chordata; Actinopteri; Syngnathiformes; Syngnathidae. Gene Ontology annotation, cellular component: membrane.
GUUUGGAAGAUUUCAUAAUACAGUGAAACCAAAUUUGCACUUUUUACCCAUAAUUCCAUCAUGAGAGUUUGCGGCAAACACUAUGUCGGUCAUUUAUUCGUACACACCUAACCUAAAACAGAAUCGCAUUUGGUCCACCCCCCCAAGGUGAAAGCGGCUCAUAUCCCUCAUGUCGUCGGGCCGAGCCAUGCAAAUGCAACGUUUACAGAGGUGGACCAAACAAACAUAUGCUGACAUCUGUCCCCUCUGCUUGGGAUCAUUCUCAUCCCACCCCGAUGACAAGAGUGCAUCUGGAGGGGAAAAUCCCGUUGUCUGUAAAAGUAGGCUACAGGCUUUUUUAUAUUUUUAUCUCCUCAGAAUGAUGAUGAAACCACUGGUUGUAUUAUCCCCGCUCCCCUCCCCGCCCUCGGCUGCCUCCAGUUUGUAGGUUACCGAAAGAUUUCGCCAACCACAGAUAAGAAGAUUAGGGAGGAAUUAAUGGUAUUCCUUUGUCGUUAUUGGAAUAAAUUGAUAUUUGGUUUUAGACAAGAGGGUGGAGACUGUUAGGGUCAGCGGCGAAGCACGUUCCGACAAGAGAUGCAAGAGGACGGAUGGCACAUUUGACAACCAAACUCAAUCAGGGGACUAUCUGGACUCAUGUAUAGCGCCUUUGCCCGCAGAUGAGAGUGCAGGACGUUGCGACCAUGAUUGGGCGUGCGCAAGCAACAGCGGAAUGAGCGCUGCCGAAAUAUGGAUGUGCCAGUAAGGGACGGGGACUGAGGCUUCCAUCGGAGGGCAGGGGGAGGACGCUCGGGCGGUGGGCGGUGUGGGGGGGUGGGGGGAUCCUCUAGCGUUCCCAGCACCGCUUUCACCAUGAGAGCGGUCCUCCUGGCCUUACGACUCCUGUGCUUCGCCUGCUGGUGGCCCGUCACGCAGCUGAACGGCAGCCACUUCCCCAGCAAGAGGAGACACAAGGAGCUCGACCUCGGAGACGUCAACAGACAAAAACACGGCGGACGAGUGGACCUCAAGAUGAAAAAGCUCGACAGCACAAAGUCGUUGCUCAUUAAAUCGGAACAGCUGCUUCGAAUAGAGGACCACGAUUUUGCCAUGCGGCCGGGCUUCGGAGGUUCAGCCAUCCCCGUUGGCAUCGACGUCCAGGUAGAGAGCGUCGACAGCAUCAGUGAAGUAAACAUGGACUUCACCAUGACUCUGUACUUGAGGCAUUACUGGCAGGACGACCGACUGGCCUUCCCCUCCAGCAGCAACAAGAGCCGAACCUUCGACUCGCGUCUUGUGAAGAAGAUCUGGGUGCCCGACGUGUUCUUUGUCCACUCCAAGCGCUCUUUCAUCCAUGACACAACCAUGGAGAAUAUCAUGCUGAGAGUUUUUCCUGACGGCAACAUUCUCUACAGUGUCCGGAUUACCGUGACAGCGCUUUGCUCGAUGGACUUCAGCAGCUUCCCUCUCGACACACAGAACUGCUCUCUGGAACUGGAGAGCUAUGCUUACAAUGAGAACGACCUUAUGCUCUACUGGAAGAAUGGGAAUGAUUCAUUAAGGACUGACGAGAUUGUGCUGUCUCAGUUUUUUGUCGAAGAUUUCCAGCCUUCUUUUGGGCUCGCCUUUUACAGCAGUACUGGAUGGUACAAUCGUCUCUACAUUAAUUUCAUCCUCAGGAGGCACAUAUUCUUCUUCAUGCUGCAGACAUAUUUCCCCACCAUGCUGAUGGUAAUGCUGUCCUGGGUGUCUUUCUGGAUAGACAGGAGGGCCGUGCCCGCCCGUGUCUCCUUGGGCAUCACCACCGUGUUGACCAUGUCCACCAUCAUCACCGGCGUGUCCUCCUCAAUGCCUCAGGUGUCUUACGUGAAAGCGGUGGACAUCUAUCUAUGGGCCAGCUUCCUUUUUGUCUUUCUCUCCGUCAUCGAGUACGCAGCCGUCAACUAUUUCACCACAGUGGAGGAGAUGAAGAAGCUCAAGAGGGCACAGAUCCCGGCGUCCUACAACGCCACACAGGCCAUGGCUUUCGAUGGCUGUUUCCAUGACAACGACAUUGACCUGACCUCUUUCCCCGAGGUUUCCAGCACGCCGAACACAGAGAGGAACACACAGUCACGAAACUCCACUGUGUCGGCCCCCGCAGAGGGUACCAGGCUGCGCCGCAGGAACCCAUUAAAACACAACCUCCGUUUCAUAAUGAGCAACAGCUACAUGAUUGACUCCUACUCCAGGGUUUUAUUCCCUCUGGCCUACCUGCUCUUCAAUGUCAUUUACUGGAGUAUGUAUGCAUAACACACUCUCAUUGCAGGUGCGUGUGAAAGCAACACAGUCAUAGGAUUUAAACUUUUGUCUGUUUUAUUGUUGUACAAAGCUUUUGAAUCAGACGAUUAUUUCAGUCUUGGGAUUGUAUUGCGUUGCUUCAUUGCUGCAGAGUAAAAUGCAUAUUCAUUGUAAAAUAUCUCUCAAAUGACAAGUAAAUGUAUGCAGUGUUGUUAA